AUGAUAUCCUGCGCCUAUGUAUUUCUUUUCUUGAAUCAAAAAGUUCAUGACUCUCCGACGAGAUCUCAUCAGUCAUAUUAUAGAUCCGCGCGAUAUGAUCAAUCUCCAAGUUACCACUCAGAAGAUGAAGAAAUUAAUACCCCCAAGCUUAAAGUGCUUGAACCUCAGAGAUUAGUUAUUCUUGUGGAUGAGCCUAGAAACUCCUUUUACGGUGCCUACCAAAUCCCAUCGUCGCGAUAUUUCCCGAAACUUAACGCAAAUCUUGACAUUGUUUCAACCUCAGAGAACAAAUAUGGCUCCGGCACCAAAGUAAUGGCUUACUGCUCACCUACCUUAUCGACUACGAAAAUAAUUAAAGAGCUCGUGCAUGGUCAAACUCCGGUAACCAAAACACAAGUGAUAGAUCCUGAGUCUGCUACGGUUUCAGAGCAGCAAUGUUGGGCGCGCAUUUUUAAACAGUGGGAGAAAAUAUCGAGAUUCGAAGAACAAGGAUCGAAAAAUCUUGCACAAGAUGAUACAUGUUCAAGCCGUGACAUCAUCAGCUUGGCUCAUCAGGGCUUAUUGUCAGUAACAGGGGUUUAUAGCAAAUUGGCUCCAGAGAAUAAAGGUGAUAUUCCCAUAGUAAAUGUGAAGAACCAGCUUGCUCUGAAAGAUAUGGUCUCACGUCCUCAAUUAUAUGCAGCAAAGAAUGUAGGGAAUAUACAGAAGGUGCUCGUCUGGUAUUUCGGCCACCUACACAUUUUUGAACGACAGGUUGGGAAGCAUUCCUGGUGGCCUACGACAAAACUCAAUGCAGAAAACACCAAUGCUGCGAUUCUUCUAGACUUUAUGCGCAGAGAUUUGAGAUUGUUUGGAGAACUGGAUGUCCGGUUACAACAGUUUGCCUUAGUAGAAAAAUUGGCUGGCAAGAAACAAGCGUAUUCAUCCCUCAUCUCCCUCGAAGCCAAAAAUAUACCUGCCCAAGUUCUGGCAGAAAUGAGUCGCGUACAUAUCUGGAUAUCAAAUGAGCCAAGCCAUAGUUACUUAGAUUCUCAUACUUGGCACAGAUAA
Messenger RNA from Blumeria graminis f. sp. triticale, 1050 nucleotides. The record is from the annotation of a GenBank genome assembly. Lineage: Eukaryota; Fungi; Ascomycota; Leotiomycetes; Helotiales; Erysiphaceae.